GAGGCCGGCAGGUCUGCUUUCCACAGGUUUCCCUCCAAUGAGAGUCACAGAGACACUACAUUGUUGAGAGUGCUGUGGGCUGCGCGUGCGACUGUUGUUCGUUGCGCGUAAAUUGCGAUCUUUUCUGAGAUAAUGGAGCGCUGGGAGGGCAAGACCGCAUUAGUGACAGGGGCUAGUGCGGGCAUCGGAGCGGCGGUGUGCGUCGCACUAGCUGACGCGGGAAUGAAGGUGGUUGGGCUAGCCAGGAGAGCGCCUUUGGUUGAGAAACUGCAGUCGCGCGUCAAAGGCAAGGGCAGCAUCAUGGGCAGACAGUGCGACGUGUCACAGCCGCACGAGGUCGCGGCGGUAUUCCAGUGGCUGGACUCGCUAGGCGGGGUUGACUUGCUCGUCAACAACGCUGGCGUGUUCUUCCCUGGGGGCAUGACUGACAUUGGUCCGAAGCCAACGCCAGAGGAAGACCUGCUGAAAUGCAUUGACGUGAACGUGAAAGGAGUGGUGAUGUGCUCGCGGCACGCUGUCGCCUCCAUGCGACGCCGCGGCGUCGACGGACAUAUCGUCAACAUUAACAGUAUCGCGGGCCACUACAUUCCCUUCGACACGAUGUUCAACGUGUACCCGGGCUCCAAGCACGCCGUCACCGGCAUCACGGCGUCUCUCGACAACGAACUGUGCGACUUCGGCAGCAAAAUCAAAACAACUAGUAUAUCUCCUGGCCUGGUAGCCACGGACAUGGUGCUGGCCGAGUUAGACGGCGCUCCGCUGACGGCCCCGGCGCUGCGGCCCGAAGACGUCGCAGAGGCCGUGCGCUAUGUGGUCUCCACCCCGCCCUCCGUCAACAUUAACGAGCUGACUAUCACGCCUGUCGGGGGAAAGCGGCUCUGAGACCUCAGAAUGUAGCACGAAAGAUUACUCACCUGUAUAGUAUUAAAUAAUUAUAAUGUUCGCACUUUCGUCCUGUGGAAAAUUAAUUAAGAUCCAGUUUGUAAAAUUAUAUUAAUACAUACCUAUG
Messenger RNA from Leguminivora glycinivorella, 1009 nucleotides. Its product is annotated as farnesol dehydrogenase-like. NCBI's taxonomy places the organism in Eukaryota, Metazoa, Arthropoda, Insecta, Lepidoptera, Tortricidae. The transcript is spliced from 7 exons. The record is from RefSeq and is a predicted model, not a curated record. The coding region runs from base 133 to 882 and encodes 249 amino acids.